CCAACAUGUCGACGGAUAAGAUCACGUUCUUGGCCAACUGGCACGCUACCCCGUACCACGCUCCCGUGUACCUCGCUCAGGCGAAGGGAUACUUCAAGGACGAGGGCAUCAAGGUUGCUCUUCUGGAGCCCAAUGACCCCAGCGAUGUCACCGAGAUCAUCGGAUCCGGCAAGGUGGACCUCGGCUUCAAGGCCAUGAUUCACACCCUUGCUGCAAAGGCCCGUGGCUUCCCAGUGGUGUCCAUCGGCAGCCUGCUCGAUGAGCCAUUCACGGGUGUCAUCUACCUCAAGGAGUCCGGCAUCACCACCGAUUUCCGCUCCCUCAAGGGCAAGCGCAUCGGCUACGUGGGCGAGUUCGGCAAGAUUCAAAUCGACGAGCUCACCUCCCACUACGGCCUCACCCCAGCGGACUACACCGCCGUCCGCUGCGGCAUGAACGUCUCCAAGGCCAUCAUCAGCGGCGAGAUCGACGCUGGCAUUGGUCUGGAGAACGUCCAGAUGGUCGAGCUCGAGGAGUGGCUUGACAAGCAGGGCCGUCCCAAGACGGACGUGCAGAUGCUCCGCAUCGACGAGCUCGCCGAGCUGGGCUGCUGCUGCUUCUGCACCAUCCUCUACAUCGGCAACGAGUCCUUCAUCGAGAAGAACCCUGAGAAAGUCCGCGCUUUCCUCCGAGCCGUGAAGAAGGCCACUGACUUCGUGCUGGCCGACCCCAACAAGGCCUGGGCCGAGUACGUCGAUUUCAAGCCCGUCAUGGGCACUGAGCUCAACCGCAAGAUGUUUGAGCGCAGCUUUGCCUACUUCUCCAAGGACUUGAAGAAUGUCCAGCGCGACUGGAACAAGGUGACCAAGUACGGUCAGAGACUGGGAGUGUUGGAUGAACAGUUCAAGGCCAACUACACCAAUGAGUUUCUCACCUGGGAGCUUGAGGCCGAUUCUCAAGACCCGACCGGUGACCAGAAGCGCAUGGUCGAGUUGCAGUGCGAUGUUGCCUGCCGAGGAGGCUUCCGCCGUCUCCCAGCUGUCAUCAAGGCUUAA
This is a messenger RNA of Trichoderma citrinoviride, 1034 nucleotides long. Its product is annotated as thiamine biosynthesis transporter. The record is from RefSeq and is a predicted model, not a curated record. Gene Ontology annotation, biological process: thiamine biosynthetic process. Bases 6 to 1034 code for a protein of 342 amino acids. Lineage: Eukaryota; Fungi; Ascomycota; Sordariomycetes; Hypocreales; Hypocreaceae. The transcript has 4 exons.